UGCGAGAUGGAACAGGUGACAGUCAUACCUCGGCAGAGACUUGAAGGGCUCGAACUGCUUGGAGGUCCUACGGCGCCACUGAAGCCGCCAUUUCCAAUAUCAUUACCCUUGUGGCUUGCGCUCUUGCUGAAGAGGCAGCGGCGAGCGAAUAUUAGCCCUCCACCGUGGCUGCAGGUCGACGCUUUGAUGCAAAUUUUGGACUUCGAGACGGACGAGCGAACGGCAGAGGUCUUUUCGCCUUCGCCUGUAUUACCGCGGGCUCGCAGCGUUGCACCCCUCGACGACGAUCCGUACCUCGCACAUGACUCGCUUGAGCUCUCAGCACCUUUUGUAAAAGACGAGUCAACAGCCCGCGCACAAGCAGAUGCCUUGCCGUAUCACUGGCUAGAGCUCAGCUAUUUGCUUCUUGCUCAUGCGCCCGAUGACUUCGAGGACCCGGACAGGGUUCGUAAACUGCUUCGCGAUCUACGUGAAGUGCGCAUGAGUAAGCUCCGAAAAGGAUUCAGAGUGCUCAAUACCGGUGCCGGCGUGAAAAUGAACGGUGUUGGUGGCAUGGAGGUAGCGGAAGUUCGAGGCUUCGUGAAAGGCAUGGUUGAUGGGUUAAGGUAGGC
Molecule: messenger RNA, 611 nt
Organism: Baudoinia panamericana UAMH 10762
Lineage: Eukaryota; Fungi; Ascomycota; Dothideomycetes; Mycosphaerellales; Teratosphaeriaceae
Exons: 2
Coding region: 7-609 (200 amino acids)
Biological process (GO): double-strand break repair via break-induced replication; DNA replication
Cellular component (GO): nucleus; GINS complex
Source: RefSeq, a predicted model, not a curated record